This is a messenger RNA of Eptesicus fuscus (big brown bat), 8317 nucleotides long. It is a transcript of the gene ITPR1, whose product is annotated as inositol 1,4,5-trisphosphate receptor type 1. Gene Ontology annotation, biological process: calcium ion transmembrane transport. Gene Ontology annotation, molecular function: inositol 1,4,5 trisphosphate binding; inositol 1,4,5-trisphosphate-gated calcium channel activity. NCBI's taxonomy places the organism in Eukaryota, Metazoa, Chordata, Mammalia, Chiroptera, Vespertilionidae. Gene Ontology annotation, cellular component: membrane; endoplasmic reticulum. The record is from RefSeq and is a predicted model, not a curated record. The transcript has 58 exons. The coding region runs from base 218 to 8317 and encodes 2699 amino acids.
GUUCCGCUUCUAUCCUAACGGAACGAGCUCCCGCUUCGCGAGCAUGGGAUUACCCGGCGGCUGCUGACCCCGCUCCUCGCCCUGCGCCCCCAAACCGGCGUGGCUCCCUGAGCAGCAAGCCCCCAGGAGCCGACCGCUGCGGGCAGGACUCGCACCCCCGGCUGGACGUGUUUUGGCGGCGGAGGGCCUGACCCGCGUCAGGAUCUUCGAGGAAGACAUGUCGGACAAGAUGUCGAGUUUCCUGCACAUCGGGGACAUAUGUUCCCUGUACGCGGAGGGAUCGACCAAUGGCUUUAUCAGCACGCUGGGGCUGGUCGACGACCGCUGUGUUGUGCAGCCGGAAACUGGAGACCUAAACAAUCCGCCCAAGAAGUUCAGAGACUGCCUGUUCCGGCUCUGCCCCAUGAACCGCUACUCCGCGCAGAAGCAGUUCUGGAAGGCGGCCAAGCCCGGCGGCAACAGCACCACGGACGCCGUGCUGCUCAACAAGCUGCACCACGCGGCCGACCUGGAGAAGAAGCAGAACGAGACGGAGAACAGGAAGCUGCUGGGGACCGUCAUCCAGUACGGCAACGUGAUCCAGCUCCUGCACCUGAAGAGUAACAAGUACCUGACCGUGAACAAGAGGCUCCCGGCGCUGCUGGAGAAGAACGCCAUGCGCGUGACGCUGGACGAGGCGGGGAACGAGGGCUCCUGGUUCUACAUCCAGCCCUUCUACAAGCUGCGCUCCAUCGGGGACAGCGUGGUCAUAGGCGACAAGGUGGUGCUGAACCCGGUCAAUGCGGGCCAGCCCCUGCACGCCAGCAGCCACCAGCUGGUGGACAACCCCGGCUGCAACGAGGUCAAUUCCGUCAACUGCAACACCAGCUGGAAGGUCGUGCUGUUCAUGAAGUGGAGCGACAACAAGGAGGACAUUCUCAAGGGGGGCGACGUGGUGCGGCUGUUCCACGCGGAGCAGGAGAAGUUCCUCACCUGCGACGAGCACCGGAAGCAGCAGCACGUCUUCCUGCGGACCACCGGCCGGCAGUCGGCCACGUCGGCCACCAGCUCCAAAGCCCUGUGGGAGGUGGAGGUGGUGCAGCACGACCCGUGCCGGGGCGGCGCCGGGUACUGGAACAGCCUCUUCCGGUUCAAGCACCUGGCCACCGGGCACUACUUGGCCGCGGAGGCGGACCCCGACCAGGACGCCUCCCGAAGCAGGCUGCGCAACGCCCAGGAGAAGAUGGUGUACUCGCUGGUGUCCGUGCCCGAGGGCAACGACAUCUCCUCCAUCUUCGAGCUGGACCCCACCACCCUCCGCGGCGGCGACAGCCUGGUCCCCAGGAACUCCUACGUGCGGCUGCGCCACCUGUGCACCAACACCUGGGUCCACAGCACCAACAUCCCCAUCGACAAGGAGGAGGAGAAGCCUGUGAUGCUGAAGAUCGGCACCUCGCCCGUGAAGGAGGACAAGGAGGCGUUCGCCAUCGUGCCGGUUUCCCCGGCCGAGGUCCGGGACCUGGACUUCGCCAACGACGCCAGCAAGGUGCUGGGCUCCAUCGCGGGGAAGCUGGAGAAGGGCACCAUCACGCAGAACGAGAGGAGGUCGGUGACCAAGCUGCUCGAGGACCUGGUGUACUUCGUCACCGGGGGCACCAACUCCGGCCAGGACGUGCUGGAGGUGGUCUUCUCCAAGCCCAACCGCGAGCGGCAGAAGCUGAUGCGGGAGCAGAACAUCCUCAAGCAGAUCUUCAAGCUGCUGCAGGCGCCGUUCACCGACUGCGGGGACGGCCCGAUGCUGCGGCUGGAGGAGCUGGGCGACCAGCGGCACGCCCCGUUCCGGCACAUCUGCCGGCUCUGCUACCGGGUCCUCCGGCACUCGCAGCAGGACUACAGGAAGAACCAGGAGUACAUCGCCAAGCAGUUCGGCUUCAUGCAGAAGCAGAUCGGCUACGACGUGCUGGCCGAGGACACCAUCACCGCCCUGCUGCACAACAACCGCAAGCUGCUGGAGAAGCACAUCACCGCGGCCGAGAUCGACACCUUCGUCAGCCUCGUGCGCAAGAACCGGGAGCCCAGGUUCUUGGAUUACCUGUCUGACCUGUGCGUGUCCAUGAACAAGUCCAUCCCGGUGACCCAGGAGCUCAUCUGCAAAGCGGUGCUCAACCCGACCAACGCCGACAUCCUCAUCGAGACCAAGCUGGUCCUUUCCCGCUUCGAGUUCGAAGGGGUGUCCUCGGGGGAGAGCGCCCUGGAGGCGGGCGAGGACGAGGAGGAGGUGUGGCUGUUCUGGAGGGACAGCAGCAAGGAGAUCCGCAGCAAGAGCGUGCGGGAGCUGGCGCAGGACGCCAAGGAGGGCCAGAAGGAGGACCGCGACGUGCUCAGCUACUACCGGUACCAGCUGAACCUCUUCGCCAGGAUGUGUCUGGACCGCCAGUACCUGGCCAUCAACGAGAUCUCCGGCCAGCUGGACGUGGACCUCAUCCUGCGCUGCAUGUCGGACGAGAACCUGCCCUACGACCUGAGGGCCUCCUUCUGUCGCCUCAUGCUCCACAUGCACGUGGACCGAGACCCGCAGGAGCAGGUCACGCCCGUGAAGUACGCCCGCCUCUGGUCCGAGAUCCCCUCGGAGAUCGCCAUCGAUGACUAUGACAGCAACGGGGCCUCCAAAGAUGAAAUUAAGGAGAGGUUCGCGCAGACCAUGGAGUUCGUGGAGGAGUACCUCCGGGAUGUGGUGUGUCAGAGGUUCCCCUUCUCGGAUAAGGAGAAGAACAAGCUGACGUUCGAGGUUGUAAACUUAGCGAGGAAUCUCAUCUACUUUGGUUUCUACAACUUCUCUGACCUCCUGCGAUUAACCAAAAUCCUCCUGGCCAUCCUGGACUGCGUGCACGUGACCACCAUCUUCCCCAUCAGCAAGAUGGCGAAGGGAGAAGAGAACAAAGGCAGCAACGUGAUGCGGUCCAUCCACGGGGUCGGGGAGCUGAUGACCCAGGUGGUGCUGCGGGGAGGGGGCUUCUUGCCCGUGACCCCCAUGGCCGCCGCCCCCGAAGGCAACGUGAAGCAGGCGGAACCAGAGAAGGAGGACAUCAUGGUCAUGGACACCAAGCUGAAGAUCAUCGAGAUCCUGCAGUUUAUCUUGAACGUGAGGCUGGACUACAGGAUCUCCUGCCUCCUGUGCAUAUUUAAGCGCGAGUUCGACGAGAGCAAUUCCCAGACGUCGGAGGCGUCCUCGGGCAGCAGCAGCCAGGAGGCGCCCGGCAGCGUGCCCGGCGCUCUGGACUUUGAACACAUUGAGGAGCAAGCGGAGGGCAUCUUCGGAGGAAGUGAGGAGAACACGCCGCUGGACCUGGACGACCACGGCGGCAGGACCUUCCUCCGGGUCCUGCUGCACCUGACGAUGCACGACUACCCGCCCCUGGUGUCCGGGGCCCUGCAGCUGCUCUUCCGGCACUUCAGCCAGCGGCAGGAGGUGCUGCAGGCCUUCAAGCAGGUUCAGCUGCUGGUCACCAGCCAGGACGUGGACAACUACAAGCAGAUCAAGCAGGACCUGGACCAGCUGCGGUCCAUCGUGGAGAAGUCCGAGCUGUGGGUGUACAAGGGGCAGGGCCCCGACGAGGCCAUGGACGGCGCGUCUGGGGAGAACGAGCACAAGAAGGCAGAGGAGGGGAACAGCACGGCCCCGAAGCACGAGAGCACGAGCAGCUACAACUACCGGGUCGUCAAGGAGAUUCUGAUCCGGCUCAGCAGGCUGUGCGUGCAGGAGGGCGCGUCCGUGCGCAAGAGCCGGAAGCAGCAGCAGCGGCUGCUCAGGAACAUGAGCGCACACGCCGUGGUGCUGGAGCUGCUGCAGAUCCCCUACGAGAAGGCCGAGGACACCAGGAUGCAGGAGAUCAUGCGUCUGGCGCACGAGUUCCUGCAGAACUUCUGCGCGGGCAACCAGCAGAACCAGGCCCUGCUGCACAAGCACAUCAACCUGUUCCUCAACCCGGGGAUCCUGGAGGCGGUGACCAUGCAGCACAUCUUCAUGAACAACUUCCAGCUCUGCAGCGAGAUCAACGAGAGGGUGGUCCAGCACUUCGUGCACUGCAUCGAGACGCACGGCCGCAACGUGCAGUACAUCAAGUUCCUGCAGACCAUCGUCAAGGCCGAGGGGAAGUUCAUCAAGAAGUGCCAGGACAUGGUCAUGGCCGAGCUGGUGAACUCCGGCGAGGACGUGCUCGUGUUCUACAACGACCGGGCGUCCUUCCAGACGCUGAUCCAGAUGAUGCGGUCGGAGCGGGACCGCAUGGACGAGAACAGCCCGCUCAUGUACCACAUCCACCUGGUGGAGCUGCUGGCCGUGUGCACCGAGGGCAAGAACGUCUACACCGAGAUCAAGUGCAACUCCCUGCUGCCGCUGGACGACAUCGUGCGCGUGGUGACCCACGAGGACUGCAUCCCCGAGGUCAAGAUCGCCUACAUCAACUUCCUGAACCACUGCUACGUGGACACCGAGGUGGAGAUGAAGGAGAUCUACACCAGCAACCACAUGUGGAAGCUGUUUGAGAACUUCCUCGUGGACAUCUGCAGGGCCUGCAACAACACGAGUGACCGGCGGCACGCGGACUCCAUCCUGGAGAAGUACGUGACCGAGAUCGUCAUGAGCAUCGUGACCACCUUCUUCAGCUCCCCCUUCUCCGACCAGAGCACCACGCUGCAGACGCGCCAGCCGGUGUUCGUGCAGCUGCUGCAGGGCGUGUUCCGCGUGUACCACUGCAACUGGCUGGCGCCCGGCCAGAAGGCCGCGGUGGAGGGCUGCAUCCGCGUGCUCUCCGACGUGGCCAAGAGCCGGGCCAUCGCCAUCCCCGUGGACCUGGACAGCCAGGUGAACAACCUCUUCCUCAAGUCCCACAACAUCGUGCAGAAGACGGCCCUGAACUGGCGGCUGUCCGCCCGCAACGCGGCGCGCCGGGACUCGGUGCUGGCCGCCUCCAGGGACUACCGGAACAUCAUCGAGAGGCUGCAGGACAUCGUCUCGGCGCUGGAGGACCGGCUGCGGCCGCUGGUGCAGGCCGAGCUGUCGGUGCUGGUGGACGUGCUGCACCGGCCGGAGCUGCUCUUCCCGGAGAACACGGACGCCAGGAGGAAGUGCGAGAGCGGGGGCUUCAUCUGCAAGCUGAUCAAACACACCAAGCAGCUGCUGGAGGAGAACGAGGAGAAGCUGUGCAUCAAGGUCCUGCAGACGCUGCGGGAGAUGAUGACCAAGGACCGCGGCUACGGCGAGAAGGGCGAGGCGCUCAGGCAGAUUUUGGUCAACCGUUACUAUGGCAACGUCAGACCUCCGGGAAGAAGAGAGAGCCUCACCAGCUUCGGCAACGGCCCGCUGUCGCCCGGAGGACCCAGCAAGCCCGGGGGCGGAGGGGGCGGCCCCGGGUCCAGCUCCAUGAGCCGCGGCGAGAUGAGCCUGGCCGAGGUCCAGUGCCACCUGGACAAGGAGGGGGCCUCCAAUCUGGUCAUCGACCUCAUAAUGAACGCGUCCAGCGACCGCGUCUUCCACGAGAGCAUCCUCCUGGCCAUCGCCCUUCUGGAAGGAGGCAACACCACCAUUCAGCAUUCCUUCUUCUGCCGGCUGACGGAGGAUAAGAAGUCGGAGCGAUUCUUCAAGGUCUUCUACGACCGCAUGAAGGUGGCGCAGCAGGAGAUCAAGGCCACGGUGACCGUGAACACGAGCGACUUGGGCAACAAAAAGCAGGACGACGAGACGGACAGGGACGCCCCUUCCCGGAAGAAAGCCAAAGAGCCCUCGACGCAGAUCACGGAGGAGGCCCGCGACCAGCUCCUGGAGGCCUCGGCCGCCACCAGGAAGGCCUUCACCGCCUUCCGGAGGGAGGCCGACCCCGACGACCACUACCAGGCCGGGGAGGGCGCGCAGGCCGCGGCCGACAAGCCCAAGGACGAGCUGGAGAUGAGCGCGGUCAUCACCAUCAUGCAGCCCAUCCUGCGCUUCCUGCAGCUGCUGUGCGAGAACCACAACCGGGACCUGCAGAACUUCCUGCGCUGCCAGAACAACAAGACCAACUACAACCUGGUGUGCGAGACGCUGCAGUUCCUGGACUGCAUCUGCGGCAGCACCACGGGCGGCCUGGGGCUGCUCGGCCUCUACAUCAACGAGAAGAACGUGGCGCUCAUCAACCAGACGCUGGAGAGCCUCACCGAGUACUGCCAGGGGCCCUGCCACGAGAACCAGAACUGCAUCGCCACCCACGAGUCCAACGGCAUCGACAUCAUCACGGCCCUGAUCCUCAACGACAUCAACCCGCUGGGGAAGAAGCGCAUGGACCUGGUGCUGGAGCUGAAGAACAACGCCUCCAAGCUGCUGCUGGCCAUCAUGGAGAGCAGGCACGACAGCGAGAACGCCGAGCGCAUCCUCUACAACAUGCGGCCCAAGGAGCUGGUGGAGGUGAUCAAGAAGGCCUACCUGCAGGGGGAGGGGGAGGGGGAGUCGGAGGAAGGGGAGAAUGAGGAGAACGGCGAGGACGGAGCGGCCUCCCCCCGGAACGUGGGCCACAACAUCUACAUACUAGCUCAUCAGCUGGCGCGGCACAACAAGGAGCUGCAGAGCAUGCUGAAGCCGGGGGGCCAGGUGGACGGCGAUGAGGCCCUGGAGUUCUACGCCAAGCACACGGCCCAGAUCGAGAUCGUCCGGCUGGACCGCACCAUGGAGCAGAUCGUCUUCCCGGUGCCCAGCAUCUGCGAGUUCCUCACCAAGGAGUCCAAGCUGCGCAUCUACUACACCACCGAGCGCGACGAGCAGGGCAGCAAGAUCAACGACUUCUUCCUGCGCUCGGAGGACCUCUUCAACGAGAUGAACUGGCAGAAGAAGCUCCGAGCCCAGCCCGUGCUGUAUUGGUGCGCCCGCAACAUGUCCUUCUGGAGCAGCAUCUCCUUCAACCUGGCCGUGCUCAUGAACCUGCUCGUGGCCUUCUUCUACCCGUUCCGAGGCGUCCGGGGAGGGACGCUGGAGCCGCACUGGUCGGGGCUGCUGUGGACGGCCAUGCUGGUCUCGCUGGCCAUCGUCAUCGCGCUGCCCAAGCCCCACGGCAUCCGGGCGCUGAUCGCGUCCACGAUCCUGCGGCUCAUCUUCUCGGUGGGGCUGCAGCCCACGCUCUUCCUCCUGGGCGCCUUCAACGUCUGCAAUAAGAUCAUCUUCCUGAUGAGCUUCGUGGGCAACUGCGGCACGUUCACGCGGGGCUACCGCGCCAUGGUGCUGGACGUGGAGUUCCUGUACCACCUGCUGUACCUGCUCAUCUGCGCGCUCGGGCUCUUCGUGCACGAGUUCUUCUACAGCCUGCUGCUCUUUGACCUGGUGUACCGCGAGGAGACCCUGCUCAACGUCAUCAAGAGCGUCACCCGCAACGGGCGGUCCAUCAUCCUGACGGCGGUGCUGGCGCUGAUCCUGGUCUACCUCUUCUCCAUCGUGGGCUACCUCUUCUUCAAGGCCGACUUCCUGCUGGAGGUGGACCCGCUGCCCAACGGCACCGCCCUCCCAGAGGCCGGCGAGAGCUUGGCCGGCGAGUUCCUGUUCUCGGACGUGUGCCGGGUGGGCGCUGGGGAGAACUGCUCCUCUCCUGCACCCCAGGAAGCGCCGCUCCCGGCCGAGGAGCCCGAGCAGGACAAGGAGCACACGUGCGAGACCCUGCUGAUGUGCAUCGUCACCGUGCUGAGCCACGGGCUGCGGAGCGGCGGCGGCGUGGGCGACGUGCUCAGGAAGCCGUCCAAAGAGGAGCCGCUGUUCGCCGCCCGCGUCAUCUACGACCUGCUCUUCUUCUUCAUGGUCAUCAUCAUCGUGCUGAACCUCAUCUUCGGGGUCAUCAUCGACACCUUCGCCGACCUGCGGAGCGAGAAGCAGAAGAAGGAGGAGAUCCUCAAGACCACCUGCUUCAUCUGCGGCUUGGAAAGGGACAAGUUUGACAACAAGACGGUCACCUUCGAGGAGCACAUCCAGGAGGAGCACAACAUGUGGCACUACCUGUGCUUCAUCGUCCUGGUGAAGGUGAAGGACUCCACGGAGUACACCGGCCCCGAGAGCUACGUGGCCGAGAUGAUCCAGGAGAGAAACCUCGACUGGUUCCCCCGGAUGAGAGCCAUGUCCCUGGUCAGCAGCGACUCGGAGGGCGAGCAGAACGAACUGCGGAACCUGCAGGAGAAGCUCGAGUCCACCAUGAAGCUGGUGUCCAACCUCUCCGGCCAGCUGUCCGAGCUCAAGGACCAGAUGACAGAACAGAGGAAGCAGAAGCAGCGCAUCGGCCUCCUGGGACACCCUCCGCACAUGAACGCCAACCCCCAGCAGCCCGCGUGA